AUGGCCAUGUCUCUCGCGGAUUUGCUGUUGCCUUUGUUUCUACUCGUCUUUCUCACAAGAUCCCGGUCACAGUGCCCCACAAAUCCAUCCGCAAUCGUGAACGACACACAGGUUCUUCUCUCUCUCCGUGACAGGCUUGGCAUCAAAGUGUGGAACGAGACUGCCAAUCCAAGAGCAUGGCGGGGAGUGGAGUGGAGCUCGGACAACCAAGUGGAGGGCCUCGCUCUGUCCAGGUUUAAUCUCUCGGGAGUUUUUCCUGCCACCUGGGCCGAGCUUCCAUCGCUGGCUCGCCUGGACCUCUCGCAAAACGGCCUCUCCUCGCUGGAAGUCCCUUGCAAAAAUACGCAGCUCAACCUCCUCAACUUGAGCUCCAAUUCCCUGCAAGAGUUCCCCGAGCCUCGAGAGUUUGGAAAGCCUGGACCUCAGUGGGAACUUCUUAACAGUGGCCAGACUCCCAAAAACGGCCUCAGCGGCUCCAUUCCAGAAACUUUCGGGGAGAUGACGAACUUGACGCGCCUGGACAUAUCGUAUAACAGGUUUACAGGAGAUCUACCCGAUAUUUGGAGCAAGAACUUGGAGCUCAGGUACAUGCGUAUCACCAACAAUUCGCUCCAGGGUGGUUUGCCACCGAGCUUGAGAAGGCUACGCAAGCUCUCGGAUUUACGCGCUGCAUACAACUCUCUCUCCGGGCCACUGGAGCUGGAAGAUGGCGACUUUGCAAGCAUCGAGGUUUUGCACCUCGGGCUAAACUGGUUUAGCGGAACGAUCCCGGCUACGCUGGGAGGCUUGAGGAACUUGAAGAUCCUGGUUCUCACGGGGAAUCGUUUUAGUGGCACCAUCCCAGGCGAGCUCUCGAAGCUCUCGCAUCUCCAGCUGCUGUUUCUCAUGGGGAAUCGUUUAAGUGGCGACAUACCUCCGGAGCUUGGAAACUGGUCGAACAUCAGGGAGAUAUGGCUCGACAGCAAUGACUUGACUGGAACAAUCCCAGGCGAGCUCUCGAAGCUCUCGCAUCUCCAGCAGCUAGUUCUCAGCAGCAACGACAUCGGCGGGGAGCUCCCUUCUGGACUCUCCAACUGCACCGAGCUCGUCGGUCUCUCGCUGAACCAGAACAAGUUCUCUGGAAAUCUCCCUGACAGCUUCAGGAAUUUGAGCCACCUGCUCCUUCUGUCGCUUUCCAGCAACGAUCUUAAACACUUAUACAAAGGUUAA
Messenger RNA from Selaginella moellendorffii, 1209 nucleotides. Its product is annotated as probable LRR receptor-like serine/threonine-protein kinase At1g34110. The transcript is spliced from 2 exons. Gene Ontology annotation, molecular function: protein binding. Gene Ontology annotation, cellular component: plasma membrane. The coding region runs from base 1 to 1209 and encodes 402 amino acids. Gene Ontology annotation, biological process: hormone-mediated signaling pathway. NCBI's taxonomy places the organism in Eukaryota, Viridiplantae, Streptophyta, Lycopodiopsida, Selaginellales, Selaginellaceae. The record is from RefSeq and is a predicted model, not a curated record.